GUAUUUUUAAUAUCAAGGUCGUUUUAAUCAACGUUAGUUUGUCGGUUUUUUAGAAUUUCACUUAGAUUUUUGCGCAAAUCUUAAUGGAGAAGUCACUAAAGCGUAAAGUAGAGUUUGAUGACAAAAAUGAGGUGAUAGAUGAGUCUGAACCAGCAACUAGAAGAUUCAAGGAAAACCAUACUUUAGAUUCAGACGACGAAGAUAAGGAUUGUAAGAAUUAUGAUGUCUUAAAUGAGGAUGAUAUAGAAGGCCAAGAGUCGGACCCCGAAACUGGUUUUGACGGCGAAACCAAGUUAACACCGUUUAACAUGAAAGAAGAACUUGAAGAAGGUCAUUUCGACAAACAAGGCACCUAUAUUUUCGAGAAGGAUAAAGAGGAAGUGAAAGACGCCUGGAUGGAUAAUAUAGAUUGGGUUCGUGUGAAAGAAAGGGAAAAAAACACAAUGGAGGAAGAAGAUAAUGAUGAAGACGAUUCUGACAACGAAUUAGAUAAAAGGAAAAUUUUCACCGGAAUGCUAAAAAUAAUGAAACCGGGCGAAAAUGUGUUGCAGGCUUUAAAAAGAUUGGGCGGUAAUUCACUCAAUUCAGCUAGCGCACGUUGGUCAAAGAAAAAACCAAAAAAGACAACUGAAGAAAGUACAGCUAAUAAAGAAGCAUUAUUGGAGCUAACUGGUUAUGCUGAUGAGAUGUUAACUGAUGGGGAAACAGAAAUAUAUCAAUAUACUUUUGAAAAGUUAACGCAUUGCGUUAAAAGUCUGGAAGAGAAAAUGAUUGACAAACCGCUUCCAGAUCCUCAGAAACCAGUUGACGAAGAUCUAGAUAUAUUUGGUGACGAAAUGUCUAAUAAUGAAUCAAAGAGUAUUGAUACUGAAGAAAAGAAAGAUAGCGACGACGAAAAUGGUGUUAUGUGGGAGUACAAAUGGAAGGAAUCAGACACCGAAUUAAUCGGGCCGUUCUCUUCAAAGAAAAUGCUUAACUGGUGUGAAAGUGGAUUUUUUAAAGCAGGCGCGUUAUGCAGAAAAGUUGGCUCUACUGGUGGAUUUUAUCCAACGUCACGGAUUGACUUUGAUAUUUAUGUGUGA
Dimorphilus gyrociliatus is the source of this 1082-nucleotide messenger RNA. The record is from the annotation of a GenBank genome assembly. NCBI's taxonomy places the organism in Eukaryota, Metazoa, Annelida, Polychaeta, Dinophilidae.